Messenger RNA from Colletotrichum phormii, 738 nucleotides. RefSeq lists its product as uncharacterized. The coding region runs from base 243 to 707 and encodes 154 amino acids. The transcript has a single exon. NCBI's taxonomy places the organism in Eukaryota, Fungi, Ascomycota, Sordariomycetes, Glomerellales, Glomerellaceae. The record is from RefSeq and is a predicted model, not a curated record.
UGCUUUCGGAAGACGAGCAGACUACGGAGCACUUCGUACUCUGUACGUUACUCCGUACCGAACGAACGUGAGUUGAACACGCUCAAUGGGCCCUUUCAAUGACACGGAAUGAUGCGAGAGGGGCGACACCAUGACGGCGGCAAGGACCCUGAAUCGACCACUCAACCCACCGUACAGAUAUUACUCUCUGAACUUUUUCUGGAAAGAAAACCUGCUGAUGUCCGACCUCAACGCUCUUUGCUAUGGAGACACUGCCGCGGAACAGCUUUCAGAAUUUCAGAACAUAUCCGCACCGGUUCUUCUUCAGCAUUCCCAAGAUAGUCAGGGCUUUCGUCAUCGCAACCCGAUAUCCACCAUGGAAUCAAGUGGCUUCCUUCGAGAUAACAUGCCCAACUGCAAUCAGCUCCAACGUGGAAAAUUACCUGCAGCCGACCAAGACCCAUUUGUCGCCGGGCUACGGCUGCGGAUACACGCAGGGCGCGAACCACCACAUCUUCAGGAUCCUUGCCGGAACCUCCCCCCUGGAGCAAUGUCUUGAGGUUCCCACGACGGACCGCAAGGAGCUAGAGAUUUCGGGCGUACGCCCUUGCAAGUCAACCUUGACUUCUCGACUGAGUCGACUCGACUUGCCAUUUGCGUGUCAGCAUCAAUCUAACCUUCACCAAUCUGCAAUCCCAAGGCCUUUGUCAUGCCAAUCUCAAUCGUAGCCGGCAUAUAGUUCCUGGACCAAUAUCAACC